Messenger RNA from Lachancea meyersii CBS 8951, 1119 nucleotides. The record is from the annotation of a GenBank genome assembly. Lineage: Eukaryota; Fungi; Ascomycota; Saccharomycetes; Saccharomycetales; Saccharomycetaceae.
AUGUUCAUUAAAAACGACCACGUCGGUGACAGAAGCCGUUUGGAAGACUGGCGUAUUAAAGGCUACGAUCCAAUUACGCCUCCAGAUUUGCUACAGCAUGAGAUGCCUAUCUCUGCCAACGGCCACAAGAUCAUCGUUGAUGCCAGAGAACAAGUUUGUGACAUCUUGAACGGCAAAGAUGACCGUUUGGUGAUCGUCAUCGGACCAUGCUCGAUCCACGACCCCAAGGCCGCCUACGAAUACUGUGACCGUCUUGCUGCACUGUCCAAAAAACUGUCCAAGGACUUGCUAGUUAUCAUGAGAGCCUACUUGGAAAAGCCAAGAACCACCGUGGGCUGGAAAGGUCUUAUUAACGACCCAGACAUCGACAACUCUUUCCAAAUAAACAAAGGUCUAAGAAUCUCUAGAGAAAUGUUUACGAAUCUGGUGGAAAAACUGCCCAUCGCCGGUGAAAUGCUGGACACCAUUUCACCCCAAUUCUUGAGCGACUGUUUCUCGUUGGGUGCCAUCGGUGCCAGAACUACCGAGUCUCAACUCCACCGUGAACUUGCAUCCGGUCUUUCAUUUCCUAUCGGAUUCAAAAACGGUACCGACGGUGGUCUUCAAGUUUCUGUUGACGCCAUGAGAGCUGCGUCCCACGCACAUUACUUUUUGAGCGUCACGAAGCCUGGUGUUACCGCCAUUGUAGGUACCGAAGGUAACAAGGACACUUUCAUCAUUCUAAGAGGUGGUAAGCAGGGUACCAACUUCGACGCCGAGAGCGUUCAAAAGACUCAAGAAGAACUGGUUAAGGCCAAGGUCGCGGAUGAAGCCGGAGUUCAAAGAAGAAUAAUGAUCGACUGCUCCCACGGUAACAGCAGCAAGGACUACAGAAAUCAACCCAAGGUUGCUCAGGCUAUCUACGACCAAGUUUCCGCUGGUCAAAAUGCUAUCUGUGGUGUAAUGAUCGAAUCGAACCUAGUAGAAGGUAGACAAGAUGUUCCACCCGAGGGAGGUCGUGACAAGUUGAAAUACGGCUGUUCCAUCACAGACGCAUGCAUUGGCUGGGAAUCGACCGAAGAAGUCUUGACUCUGCUCGCCAAGGCAGUCCAAAACAGAAGAGAGGCUGUCAAAAAAUAA